AUGUGGUUGUCGGUGUGCAACUGGGUGGAAUGGACAAGCGAGAGACACUCUCCGGUAUGUGUUUGCUCUUGUAUAUUCUUGUCUUUCUGUCUGUCUGUUUUCUGUCAGUCUGUGUUUUUGUGCGCUUAUGUCUCUGUAUUUCUUUGUGUGUAUGUCUGUGUGUUUUUGUGCAAGUUCGUCAAAUGUCUUUUGCCAACAUUUGCUCAAGAGGAUGACCUGUUGCUUCCCCCUAAGCCCUUGUCACAUAAGUCGGGAGCCACUUGGCGGACAAUCGUCAGCAGAUGGCAGACGAUUUCGGAAGAAGCGAAACUGGAGAAGAGGACAGCCGGCGUGUCAUGGAGGCUGGGCAUUAUUCGAGUGAGUGGGUGCGCCGGAGACCCCAUGAGUACCCGAAUGCGUCGCCCAGUGGGUCAGCCAAGUGUCCAGCCUCGAGAAAAUGGCUCAAACAUUUGA
Protopolystoma xenopodis is the source of this 453-nucleotide messenger RNA. The record is from the annotation of a GenBank genome assembly. NCBI's taxonomy places the organism in Eukaryota, Metazoa, Platyhelminthes, Monogenea, Polystomatidea, Polystomatidae.